GUUGUCGUCAUAGAUUGGGGGCGUAACCCGGAAAAAUUCUAUCAUCUGGUCCCACCACAACACGUUGCUCGUGUGAGACAGGGUAGUCCUCCGGAUGAACGCUUGAUUUUAUGAAGCUGGUAUGUAGUAUUGCUGCUGUAUUAGUAAAUACAUCUAGAGGAGUUCACGGUUCAGUCGCAGCUCGUCGGAUCAGUGCAGAGAUGUUUAAAGAGCUCAAGACGAAAGUGUUGCGUCUGUUACCGCCGACCUCCAACGGACCGACGGUCCAUCGGGACGAGACAGAUGGUGCUGAAAUCCUGAGUUGUACAGUAAAGGCCCUGAAAGAGGGUCACAUUGUUGCGGUGCCCACAGAUACCAUCUACGGCCUGGCAUGUCUGGCCCAAAACUCCGACGCCGUCAGAAAAACGUAUGACACUAAAGGACGAAACGGACAGAAGCCGCUGGCCAUCUGUGUAGGGGAAAUUCAGGAUAUCUAUAAGUACUGCAAGGUGAAGGUGAAAAAAGAGCUGUUAGGUGACCUGCUCCCUGGUCCUGUCACCCUGGUGUUUGAAAGGUCUGAAGAACUGAACACAGACCUGAACCCCUUUACCUCACUUGUAGGUGUACGUAUCCCAGAUCAUCCCUUUAUGAGGCAACUUUGUCAGAUGUGUGGGGAACCACUGGCACUCACAAGUGCCAACAUCAGCUCACAGACCAGCACAGUGGAAGUACAUGAGUUCCAGGAGCUCUGGCCCAAACUAGCUGUGGUUGUUGAUGGUGGACCGAUAGGAGACCAGAGCCGCCUCGGAUCAACAGUAGUCGACCUGUCAGUACUUGGCAAAUACAGCAUCAUCAGACCAGGGUGUGCCCUUUCUUCUACGGUUGAUGUGCUCAAGCGCAAAUAUGGACUGUCAGAGCUCUCUGGGGAAGAAUGACCUUUGAACUCUCCACACUCCAAAAAUCACGCACAACCAGCUCUGACCCGGGGCUACUUGGGAGAAGAUGAAUCCAUGAAUCAGCCUUUGCCGGGGAAGACUGUAUCUCAGGAGGACUGAAACUGCUGAUGGACGAUUUUGUUCCAGUGGCAGCUUCAAAGUCUUGGGUAUCUUUCCUUAUGUCUUAGAUUAGCAUAUUUUGUAUAUGUUUCUGUCAUUACAUUAUUUGGGAGUUUAAGCUUUAAACUAUCAUUUAUACAGAAAUAGGUCAGCUGUAUAGUACUUUAAGUAAUGUGGUCAUGGGAGGAAGAAUGGUUUGAGCCAGCCUUUUCGCAACACGAUCAGAGCUGUAGUGAACACAUUUUAAUGGUCUGAUUGAAUCUGUGUGAUAAAAUAAAUCAACU
Molecule: messenger RNA, 1318 nt
Organism: Pundamilia nyererei
Lineage: Eukaryota; Metazoa; Chordata; Actinopteri; Cichliformes; Cichlidae
Gene: yrdc
Product: yrdC N(6)-threonylcarbamoyltransferase domain containing
Exons: 6
Coding region: 111-914 (267 amino acids)
Biological process (GO): regulation of translational fidelity
Cellular component (GO): cytoplasm
Molecular function (GO): double-stranded RNA binding; nucleotidyltransferase activity; tRNA binding
Source: RefSeq, a predicted model, not a curated record